UCGAUAUUUUCAAAUUGCUGUAGCAACAACGACGCGCUGUUUAGAGCCAUUAUUUGUAUUUGUGUUUAUAAAUUGUAAAUUAAAAUCAAAUGGAGUCCCCCGUGGCUAAAAAUAUUGCAGAGUGCUUGGGUGGUGAAAAAUUAGAGUUAUUCCGAAAGCUAAAUCUCCUCGAACAGCAUCGAGUGGAGAGCUUCAAAAGUUGGCCAUUCCCAGAUACCGCUUCCUGCAGCAUUGCCAAGAUGGCAGAGGCGGGAUUCUAUUGGACGGGCAACAAGCGUGAAAAUGACACGGCAACUUGCUUUGUUUGUGGGAAAACCCUUGAUGGUUGGGAAGCCAAAGAUGAUCCAUGGUGGGAGCACCAAACACAUGCACCUCAAUGCGAGUUCGCAAAGCUAUCGUGUGCGGAAAAGGAUUUAACUGUCUCGCAAUUUCUUGAAAUACUUGGACUCGUUGCUAAAUGCAGCAUGGGGAAGACCUGCAAGGGCUUCAAAACGAGCUUUGUGCGGGAGAACGAGGACCGUCUAAAAGAGUAUACGCAAAAUCAAAAAUAACUAAUUUUUAAACUAAUAAAUUAAAUUUUAAAUGCUAUUUAUAAAGAAUUUUUAAUAAAACGAAAUGUUAAAGCCAACACGAAUAAGAUAAA
Molecule: messenger RNA, 643 nt
Organism: Drosophila eugracilis
Lineage: Eukaryota; Metazoa; Arthropoda; Insecta; Diptera; Drosophilidae
Gene: Det
Product: baculoviral IAP repeat-containing protein 5
Exons: 3
Coding region: 90-551 (153 amino acids)
Source: RefSeq, a predicted model, not a curated record